This is a messenger RNA of Colletotrichum graminicola M1.001, 1155 nucleotides long. RefSeq names its product UDP-galactose transporter. The transcript is spliced from 4 exons. The coding region runs from base 1 to 1155 and encodes 384 amino acids. Gene Ontology annotation, molecular function: antiporter activity; GDP-mannose transmembrane transporter activity. Gene Ontology annotation, cellular component: Golgi apparatus. The record is from RefSeq and is a predicted model, not a curated record. NCBI's taxonomy places the organism in Eukaryota, Fungi, Ascomycota, Sordariomycetes, Glomerellales, Glomerellaceae.
AUGUCAGACAAAAAGAAUGAGGACUACGAGCUCAACAGCUCAGAGUCAUUUGGUGAGAAGGAUGGCUUCCUGUCUCGGCCUCCCCCAAGGACGAGGCCUGCGCUUGCUUCGCCAAUCAGCAAGAUCGACAAUAGCCCUGGCAUAGCCAUUCUUGCCUACUGCUUCUCCUCCAUCAGUAUGACGGUCGUCAAUAAGUACGUCGUCUCGGGCCAGUUCUGGAACUUGAACUUCUUGUACCUCGCUGUCCAGUCUAUCGUUUGUAUUCUUACCAUCGUCGUCUGCAAAAACCUUGGAAUGAUUACAAACCUGGCACCGUUCGAUACUGAUAAGGCGAAGAAAUGGUUUCCCAUCGCGCUGCUCCUGGUUGGCAUGAUUUAUACCGGCACCAAGGCGUUGCAGUUUCUCUCUGUGCCCGUUUACACCAUUUUCAAGAACCUUACCAUCAUCGUUAUCGCCUAUGGCGAAGUUUUGUGGUUUGGCGGUAGCGUUAGCCCCCUUUCUCUGCUCUCUUUCGGCUUAAUGGUUCUCAGCUCGGUCGUAGCUGCGUGGGCCGACGUGGCGCAUGCGCUGGGGGGUAGCUCUCAUACCGCCGAAGCUUCGGCUGCGGUUUCGACUUUGAACGCUGGAUAUGCUUGGAUGGGCAUGAACGUAUGCUGCACAGCGGCGUAUGUACUGGGCAUGCGCAAAGUUAUUAAGAAGAUGAACUUCAAAGACUGGGACACCAUGUUCUAUAACAAUCUUCUGACCAUCCCCGUUCUUAUCGUCUGCACCCUUCUGACGGAGGACUGGUCCUCAGCCAACGUACAAAAGAACUUCCCAGUCGAGACCCGUAACAGCCUCUUCGUCGGCAUGGUCUACUCGGGCUUGUGCGCCAUUUUCAUCUCGUACUGUUCAGCAUGGUGCAUCCGCGUCACAUCAUCGACAACGUACUCGGUUGUUGGUGCGCUCAACAAGCUUCCUAUCGCCAUCAGUGGACUCGUUUUCUUUGACGCGCCGGUCACGUUUGGCAGCGUGUCAGCCAUUAUCAUUGGAUUCGUCAGUGGUAUCGUAUAUGCAUGGGCGAGGAUUCGACAGACGGAGGCUUCCAAGAUGUCUUUGCCGACAACGCAGCCUAUGAGCGCGAGCGCGCAGAGCAACAGGGAUGCCAAUAAAUAA